CAGUAAUUACCUCAUGUCAGGCUGCGAAGACUGCUGUUGUGUACAUAUACCUCAGUGCCGAUCUCUAAGGGAUCCAGGAAAACAACACACAAGCGGUGAGAGAAAAGGGGAGGGAGACAGAGUGAAAGGUUUACAGAUAAGCCGCUGACCAGACCGGUUACUGUUACUCUAUAUACUCAGCUCGCAUAUAAAUACUGUGGGAUUUGUUUUUCUAGAAUGGUGGAGACCAAAACUGAGCAGAACUGGUUCCACACCUCAUCAUAAAAAAAAAUCUAUUGGGGUGACGUUUGAAGUAAUGGUUAGUUAAGCUAACCUAUCAACACUAAAUUAUUCAUUUAUAGUGUUUGCUCUCGGUCGAUUCUAAUCAGCUACGGAUCUGGCAGUGUUCGUUUCCCCAGCAAUGAACUGGACGGGCUGCACAGGUGAUGAAGUCGGAGACUCUCCGUGAAUGUUAGAAAUACUGCUUCGUAGCCAAAGAGGAAUCGCCAAAGAUAACCUUAUCGACCACUGCAUUGGAGCUCCGAGUGUCGGACAGCCAUGCGGCUGCUCCUUUCCAUGCCCUGUGGGUCUUUGUCUUAAGGUAGAGCAGAAUCGUACUCGACUCGACCUCGGCAGCACAUUGAGCUACCGAAUUAUCUAAGCCAUGAAAGACACAGGUGAAUCAAAGGACCAGCAACUCACGGUGGCCCUGCGAAUUCGCCCACUGAGUGAUGCAGAACAGGAGGAGUCAGCCUCUAUAGUGGCCCAUAAAGUCGAUGACCAGAUGGUAGUUCUGAUGGAUCCAAUGGAAGAUCCUGAUGACAUCCUGCGUGCCAAUCGCUCCAGGGAGAAGACCUACCUCUUCGACGUGGCAUUUGACUACUCUGCCACUCAGGAUGAGGUGUACCGUGCCACCACCAAGGGGCUGAUCGAGGGGCUCAUCUCGGGCUACAAUGCCACAGUGUUUGCCUAUGGUCCCACGGGCUGUGGAAAGACCUACACUAUGCUGGGCACAGACAAAGAGCCGGGGAUCUAUGUCCGCACUCUGAAUGACCUGUUCAGAGCCAUUGAGGAGACCAGUGAUGACAUGCAGUACAGUGUUUCCAUGUCAUAUCUUGAGAUUUACAAUGAGAUGAUCCGUGACCUGCUGAACCCCUCCUCAGGAUUCCUGGAUCUCCGGGAGGAUUCCAAGGGAGUUAUCCAGGUGGCAGGAAUCACAGAGGUGUCCACCAUCAAUGCCAGGGAGAUCAUGGAGCUGCUGAUGAAGGGGAACAAGCAGCGCACGCAGGAGCCCACGGCCGCCAACCAGACGUCCUCGCGCUCCCACGCGGUCCUGCAGGUCUCCGUGCGGCAGCAGAGCCGCUGCCGCGACAUCCUGCAGGAGGUGCGCUUCGCCCGGCUCUUCAUGAUCGACCUGGCCGGCUCCGAGCGCGCCUCACAGACACAGAACCGUGGCCAGAGGCUAAAGGAAGGCGCCCACAUCAACCGCUCUCUUCUGGCCCUGGGAAACUGUAUCAAUGCCCUGAGUGAGAAAACUGGAAACAAGUAUGUGAACUACAGGGACAGCAAGCUCACACGCCUACUCAAGGACUCCCUGGGUGGGAACAGCCGCACAGUGAUGAUCGCCCAUAUAAGCCCCGCCUCCACCGCCUUUGAGGAAUCUCGAAACACCCUGGUCUACGCCGACCGCGCCAAGAGCAUCCGCACGCGGGUGAAAAAGAACCUGCUGAAUGUGUCGUACCACAUCGCCCAGUACACCAACAUCAUCUCCGACUUGCGCACCGAGAUUCAGCGCCUCAAGAAGAAGAUUGCAGAGCAGGCCACCCGACAGGCCCCCGGGGAGCGGGCUGACAUCCGCAACGUGCAGGCGGAGGUCCAGGCGCACUCUUCUCAGAGCCGGGUGGAGAUGGAGCAGCUGAGGGAGCAGCUCAUCGAGGCCUUUCGGCAGCAGAUGGAGGUCCGCAAGAGCCUAAUGGAGCUGGAGAACAACAACAUGGAGAUCCAGAUUGACACCUCCAAACACCUGCUCACCAUCGCAGACUGGGAGCAGGAGCGCUCCCGCCGGGCAUGGAAGUGGCAUGCGGAGCGACGCAAGGAGAGCUUCAACAAGGAGGACAGCGAGAAGGACUCGGACACCCCCGAGGAGCUGCCCGAUGCCACGGAGACGCAGGAGGUUGCCAUGGCGAGGGAGAACCUGGUCACACUGAUGGCCGAGCAGAAGAAAAUUCGGAAACAGAAGCUGGCGCUGGAGAGGCGGUUCCGGGACCUGCGGGAGCGGGCCUGGCGGCUGGAGGAGCUGCUCCCGCGCCGGGUGAGCUCGGAGGAGCAGCGGGAGGUGCUGGGGCUGCUGUGCAAGGUGCACGAGCUGGAGAUCGGGAACGCCGAGAUGCAGUCCCACGCCCUGCUCAGGGACAACGUCAUCCGGCAGAAGGACUACGUGGUGCGGCGCUUCCAGCUGCACCGCCACCUCUGCGACGAGAUCAUCCAGCAGCAGAGGCAGUUCAUCAACGAUCACAGUCUGCUGGUGCCUCCUCACCUGCAGGAGCUGUAUGAGAUGUACACAAGGGAGCUGGACGAGAGAAAGCUGGACAGGGUCAUGGCCCUGGACAGAGUAACCGUGCCCACUUUCAAGGAGGGGUCCCUGCCCAAGAUCCCCUUGGCCGGGAGAGGUCGCGACCCCCUACAGGAUAUUGACUCGGACCAGGAGAGCGUGCACACGCUGGGCUCUGAAACAAGGCGCGGCCGAGCAAAGUCACGACGGCACACCCUACCACCCAUACCCAUCCUCCCCGAGCCUGAGAGUGACAGCCUCUUGGUGUUCAAGAGCAGCCCUCACGCCCGGCAGAUGAAACACUCCAUAGUGAUGACGCCACCUCCAAUUCACAUCAGCAGCCCUGGGACCCGCGAGCCAGCUCCACAAGAUGGGGUGUUGAGCUACAGCCUUCUGAGCCACAGUGUCAGCAGUCACCUGGAUUCCUCUCCAGAGAGCAGUGAGAACGGGGCAGAAGUCCCUCUGUCCCGCAAAGAGCGCCAGCAGAUCCUGAAAGGGGUGAAGAACAUCGCCGUUAAAGCCGCCCGCCGCCGCUCCAAGGUCCUGGAAGGAGACGCGCUGCGGCUGCCGCCACCCUCACCCCUGGACCCCCCCAAACACAAGAGCAGCCUGUCUCUGAGCGAGGGGCCCCCCCGCGGCCCGGCCCCCCGGCGGGACAGGAGGCCCAGCCCGCAGCUCCAGCACGCCACCUCCGAGGACAACCUGUCCAGCAGCACCGGGGACGGACCCGGCCCGCGGGCCACCUGGACGCGGCCCCAGCACCGCCGGCCCGGCGAGAAGAAGCCCGCCCCCAGGGAGAGCGACUUCGAGGCCCGGCGCCGCAAGAGGAGGUCCAGGUCCUUCGAGGUCACGGGGCAAGCGCUCCCUCAGUCUAAGAGCACAGCCCAGCGCUUCCGGCCACUGGACAGCACCUCAGACCCCCACCUCCAUAUCAACGGCCAGCAGCCUGCCCCUGUGCCACGGGCCCAGGCAAGGGGCGUCCUUCCCUUGUCCAAAGUGAGGCUUCCCCACCAGCCAGGGCCAAACACAGCUGCCUCUGACUCCUCUUCCUCCAGCUUCCCCCUCAACCAACCUGGGCAUCUCAAGCGAGGAGCUCAACACAGGCAGCCUCAGCAUCUGCUCAACAUUAGCAUGACCGGGGGACAGCGCACACGGAAACACUAAAACUCAGCAAGACCCGUCAAUGAGGCUGUCAGCCACACAGACUUGACCAGACCUUCCAGAUGCACACCCCUGGACAUUUCCAUAGAUGUGAUAUGAAAACAGUAGCAACCUGGUCUCUCUCUGGUUCUGGUCUUUGAAACAGGUUACAAAAGGCACUUCUCCGAAUGAAAAAGAAAAAAAGAACCAUCUCGUCAUACCACCUCAAGGCAGAGGUCUUGUGCCUUCUCCGUUUCAGUAUUUGCCUGGCCAGCAUCACAGAAACAUCACUCACGAGUCAGAGAGAGGUGUGUUUCUCCAAGCUGAAGUGGUAUAUCAAUUUGUUGAUGAAGGUCCUGUCUUAUGGGAGUAUUCCAUUAGUUUGUGCAGCACAUUUCACACAUUUUCACUCACAUGUGACACUUUUCUCACUCACAUGUGACUUUUUAAUCAGAUACUUUUUUGUAAAUGGUGUUGCUGUUUAAACACAACAAUUAAGUGGAGUUAUAAAACUGAAAUGGCUCAGAUUAUAAGUGUCUAUGUGUUUAUCGAAACCAAAUGCAAAACAAUGACUGUACGUUCACUCCCUUUGUAACCAUUCAAUAGAUUUGUUCAUUAAAUAAAACAGAAGACAACAGCCCACUGCAGUAAGAACAUUUUCAUAAUUAUCUGGUUUGAGGUGACAAAGAUGCUGAAAACAUUAAACUGUUCUGCAGAUUUUAAAAAAUCAAAGAUGUAGAAACUACUUCUAGUACUAUUGAGAAUAAUCUUUUGAUUGCACUUUGUUAUGGUAGCAAACCCAUUGAUUUAUCUUUCAAGUCCGAUGAUUAUGAGCAUUAUACAGAGACAAAUAUAUCCAAGACAAAAGGUUUUUGUGCGUUCUACAUUUGCUGGUCAUUGUGCUGCUAAAUUUAGAGCCCAAUUAUUAAAUAACCACAAAAUUAAGGGGCAAUAUAAAAUUAGUAAAAAACUGAUUUUAAAUCUCAUCCUAAGCAGACAACUGUGUACACUUCUAACUUUUAACUUUUGCCUUUUUUAAUGUUUUGAAGUCACAAUUUUUGUCUGGUUUUGUAAUUAGAAAACGAGUGUUUUUUUUUCAAUUCUUUGUUUUGUAAAUUUUGUAAAAAAAAAUAAAAAAUCUAAUAAAACUUGUAGAAAAGCCUUCCUGAAUUCAAGAAUCUGAUCAAAGCCUUUCUGCCUACCUUUCAAAACACAGCACGCAUAGUUCUGUCUUUGUAAUACUGCUCAUUGUAACGAACAUUGAGUCAAUGUGAAAGUAAAAAAUAUCAUGUCACUAUAUUGAAACUGUACAGGAAAUGCAAAUGUGUGAGAGCUUUAUCUCAAAAGCAUAUUUUUAUAGAGCUGCAUUUAAUUUAAUUCCAAAUUAUCCCUUGAAAAAGACUCAAGGAUUAAUAAUAGGAACAUUUAGAACUGAGAUGGGCUCUGUGGACAACCACCGUUUGACGAUAUAAAACCCUUAUUUGGACCAGAAAAUUCCAUUUUCAGAGUUGUUAACAAUGGGACGUGUUCCCUGCUCAUAAUAUGAACUAUGCAGAAUGGUCUGGGCACAUUUCAUAAAUUGGUUUAAGAGCAAAAACAACUUUUUGUAGCUUGAACUUGCACAAGUUUCCCAUGUAACUGUGAGGCUUAACAAUUUCAUAUUCUGCUCAAGACCCCUUAGGCAACCAUAUUCGAAUAGAUAAAGAGGAUGCAAUUAAAGCCUGUUUUUUCCAACUUGGCAGUUACUUUGUACAUUAUUUAUCAUUUGAGUACCUCAUUAAACUCUGUAACAGUGAUU
Lepisosteus oculatus (spotted gar) is the source of this 5468-nucleotide messenger RNA. RefSeq names its product kinesin family member 19 (gene kif19). Gene Ontology annotation, biological process: microtubule-based movement. NCBI's taxonomy places the organism in Eukaryota, Metazoa, Chordata, Actinopteri, Semionotiformes, Lepisosteidae. Gene Ontology annotation, molecular function: microtubule motor activity; ATP binding; microtubule binding. The record is from RefSeq and is a predicted model, not a curated record.